This is a messenger RNA of Rotaria sordida, 2043 nucleotides long. The record is from the annotation of a GenBank genome assembly. Lineage: Eukaryota; Metazoa; Rotifera; Eurotatoria; Philodinida; Philodinidae.
AUGGGUGCACAAUACUCUUCCUUAAAUGAUCUAAAAUCCAACGAAUAUUUAUCCCGUUUCAUUAGUGAAGAGUCUAUAUUAAUAAAUGAUCCAUUUUGGAAUCAAUUUCUCUCAUUUCGUCUACAAUCUCCAUUCACAACAGCACAUUCAAAAUUACUUGAUGAAUCAUGUUUAAUUUAUCUUCAACAAUUCGUAUUAAAUAAUCCGAAAACAAAUAAUUAUGGAACAUUAAUUGAAGUAUUUAAUCGUCUAGCUAAUGUUAUUCGUGAUGAAUAUAAUAAUAAUAUUAUUAUACAUCAAACAUAUAAUUCUUUAUUUAUUCUUCGUUUAAUAACAAAAUAUUUUAUUGAAAUUGAUUCUGAACAAAAUUUUUAUCCAUAUUUUUUACCACAAGAUAUUUCUACUGAACGUAUAUCAUUAAUGACUAUAUUUGUUGAUACAUUAUUUCGAACUACAAUUAUGUUACCUGUUGAUUCAUCUACAUAUGGUUUACAUUUGGAAGUAUUAAAUACAUUACUUUCAUUAUUAUCUAUUCAAAUGUGUGCAAAAGAAGCUAUAUUUAUUAGUUCGAUUUAUAGUAUUUUUAUGCAUAGACUUGAUCCAUUAUUAAUAUCGGAAUUUACACGAACUUUAUUAGAACAUUUUAUUAAACAAAUCGAAUGUCCACCAUUUUUAGCAGCUGAUUCAACUGAUGGAUCAAAGAAUGAGAGUGGAAGUUUAUUUAAAAUUGGACAAACUGUUGCAAGUAGUCUAUGGUCAGUAGUUACACUUGGUAUGAGUUCAUCAUCGACAUCAACUGCUACCGAAGGAACAGCAACAUCAAUUGAUUCAAUAAAAGAUCUUCGUAAUCGUCAUUUAUCAAAUCAAAGUAUUCAUUUACUUUUAAUUCUAAGUAAUCAUUUUACAAAUGAUAUACAUCGUAAUCCUUAUCGAUUAGCAUUAUUACAUUUUACUGAUACACAAGGCAAGAGUAGAUCAAACAGUCCAACAAAUUUACCUGAUUCUGAACCAUUACCUUGGUUUUCUAUUGAUUAUCAUCGUUUAUAUGAUGUUCUAUGUCAAACCGUACAUACAGAUCAAAGUACAUUAUUACUUUAUUUGUUACUUCAUCGUAAUCAACAUUUUAAAGCUUAUGUUAUAUCACGAACAAAUAUUGAUCAAAUUGUAUUACCAGUUCUUCGAGUUAUUUAUACAUCUGCGGAACAAAAUUCUCAUCAUAUUUAUAUGUCAUUAAUUAUUCUAUUGAUCUUAUCGGAAGAUGAUUUUUUUAAUAGAACAAUUCAUGAUAUUAAAUUAAAAAAACUUACAUGGUAUACUGAACGAUCAACAAAUGAAAUAAGUUUAGGUGGUUUACUUAUUUCAAUUGUUCUUCGUACAAUACAAUAUAAUAUGGCACGUAUGCGUGAUAAAUAUCUUCAUACAAAUUGUCUAGCUACAUUAGCAAAUAUGUCAUCACAAUUUCAAAAUUUACAUACAUUAUUAGAUCUUAUACAACAACAAUCUCGACAAGAACAUACAGCAUCAUCAUCAUCAUCAACAAUAAUAACAAAUAAUAUACAAAUAAUAGCAUCAAAUGAUGAAAAUUUUAAUGAAUAUGUUCAAGAUUUAUCUAUUAUUGAAGAUGUUAUGAGAAUGAUUUUAGAAAUAAUUAAUUCUUGUUUAACACAUACACUUCAAUAUAAUGUUAAUCUUAUAUAUGCAUUACUUUAUAAUAGAGAAAUUUUUGAUUAUUAUAGAACACAUCCAAGUUUUCAAGAUAUUUUACAAAAUAUUGAUAUAAUUAUUACAUUUUUUACCGAAAAAAUUGAUCAAUUAAAAUAUCGUUCAGCUGAAUAUGUUAAAGAAACAUUAGAAACAACUGUUAAACAAUUUCCAUUAGAUCGAUUAAAAAGAUUUCCUGAUUUAAAAUUUAAAUAUGUUGAAGAAGAACAACCGGAAGACUUUUUUGUACCUUAUGUUUGGAGUUUAGUUUAUAAAUCGUGCAAUCUUCAUUGGUCAUCUGAAUCAGUUCUUGGAUUGAAACAACAAUCAUUGAAUUCAUAA